AUGAUGGAGGAGGAAUGUAACCGCCUUCGGGCUCUGCUUAGACUCUCGCCAGAGCCCAGUAUCCCAGAUGGUCACCAGGAUGCCGGCGUUCUGAUUUUGCUAGAUGGAAUCCCCGAUAAUUAUCGGGUCUUCUUGUGUAUUCGAUCAGAACAACUAAGGAGACACCCAGGAGAAGUUUGUUUCCCAGGAGGAAUGCGUGACAAUGGAGAAAAUAUGCAAGAGACAGCAAUUAGGGAAGCGGAAGAGGUAGGAUAUCACGGGCAAAGGAAAAAUCAGAGGAACCUAAGAAAAGGGGGGAACUACGAACAAAAAAAUUAAUU
Strongylus vulgaris is the source of this 320-nucleotide messenger RNA. The record is from the annotation of a GenBank genome assembly. NCBI's taxonomy places the organism in Eukaryota, Metazoa, Nematoda, Chromadorea, Rhabditida, Strongylidae.